AACCGAAUCUCCAGCACCCUCGGUUUGUCAUUCAUCUGCUCGCCAUUGGAAUGAUAAAGCGAUGCCGAUGAGAUCAGAUAUGACACAGACGAGAACUACAAGAAGAUCGUAAAAUCAGAAGAAGAAAAAAUGGCGGUUGAAAUCCCUAAGAAUUUAAUUGCCGAACUCCAGAUUACACUUCGCAAGCAAGCCAACGUCCCUUCCUACGAUCCGAACGACCCGUCGCUUCCAGCUCCACCUUCAUUCUUUCACUCCACCGCCAACUCUCCCCGCCUCUGCUGCCACCACUGCAAAGCUCAUCUCCUCCGGGUCUCUCAAUCCCUCCUUUGCAUUUUCUGCGGCAAAUGCCCGACUGAAACGCCGCCCCCACCCAUCAAAUUUCAGUCCACUUCAGGGUACCGAUGGUUCCUUCACUCCCUUAACUUAGAUGGAUCUGAAAUUGUGGGAGAGUCUUUAGACGGGAAUGGAAAGCGGAAAGAACGUAGAGAUGGGUCUGCUUUAUCUGAUAUUUUAGGUUUAGAAAUAAGGUGGAAUGAUGCCGAGCUAGAGGGAUUUGAUUAUGGUUUAAAAAAGAGUAAUCUGUUAAAUUUGGCUGGAAUUGAUGAUGAUUUUUAGCUGAAAGAGAAGAAGGUUCUGCUCCAGGACCCUCUGUAGAGACAUUGGCGGUAAAAAAAGGGAUCCAUUCUACCGGAACUAAUGAGCUUGAAUCUCGUGAAACCCUUAGUUCAUUUGGGAAUUUCCAGGGCUCUGUCUCUGGUUGGCAGGCUGACUUUCAGUCUGCCGAUUCUAGAGUUGGUCAUGGUGCUAUUAGUUACUCAUUGUUUGAUCCUUUUGCGAGUUCCUCAAAAGAUAUUUCUUCCAACAUGGACACAGUAUUCGGACAAGGUGAUCAAGCACAAAUCAGUGCCAGCAAUACCCCUGUUGAGAGAACUGACGAUGUUGGUGAUGAUUCCUUUGAUGACUGGAAUGACUUUAAGGGUUUCACCAUUGCACAAGAUGUUGCUCAGAGUUAUUCAGACCAGACUGCUGGUGGUUUGAAGUCAAUGUAUGAAAAAGGUUCUUCUGCCGAUCUUUCUACUCACAUGGAUGGUGUCUUUGGAACAGGAGACUUCUUUCAGGGAGCAGCAGUAGAUAAUACAACUUCAUCCUACACUACCAAUUGGUUUCAGGAUGAUCUAUGGAGUAAUUCCACCUCAAAGAUGGUUCAUCCUGCUGAGCAAUCGGAUGAGAAUGUGGGUGAGAAAGAUGAUGGGAAUUUGGUAAAUACAAAUAGUUCUUCUGCGAGUAUAAACAAAAUUCAAGAUGAUCAAUGGCCAUUAAUUGGAAACAAAGCAGCUGAUGGUGGAACCAACAACAAAGUUGAUGAUUCAUUUGCAGCUUGGAAUGAUUUUAAAAGCUCAGGUUUCCUGAAUUCUUCAGUUAGUUCUUCGAAAGAACAUGCUAUCCAUACUACUACUGAAGUAAAGAGUAGAGACCUUUUUUCUGGAUGGAACCCUGACUUCCAAUCUGCUAAUUCUAAAAAUAAUCACGUGGGAUCCAAAUCAACUGAUCCUUUUGUGCGUUCCUCAUUUGAUCUUUCUGAUCGCAUUGAUACUGUCUUUGCAUCAGGAAAAGAUAUAUUUGAUGGGAAAACAAAAGAUAGCUCCAAUGCGUCUGAUGUGAACAGCUGGUUUCUGGAUGAUCUAUGGUCUAAUUCUACCUCAAAGUUAACUCAUCAGGCUGAAAACUUGGAUGAAACUGGUAGCAUCAUGGAUUCUGAAACAGCUAGUAGUGUGCAUAAUCCUCCCUCCAUGGACGUUGAUUGGUUUCCCGAUGAUCAAUGGUUAACAGGUAACCAGAAGGCAUCUGAUAUAAAAUCUAUUGAUGAAUCAGAUAAUUCAUUUGGUGAUUGGUUCGACUUCAAAAGCUCAACUACUAAGCAAGAUUCUCUUAGUAAUUCUUCGAAACAAGCUGUUAGAACUGAUAAUCAGACCAUUGAUGAUAAUAACGUCUUGUCUGCUGCCUGGAAUGAUUUUGCUAGCUCAACUAGUGUGAAAGAUGCCUUAAGUAUGUCUGUGAAACAAAAUGUCCAUCAAGAAAAGCCUUCCGUUGAAACUUCAGGAGUACAGUUGUUCAGUACGGAUAACAAUUCAAGCAAUAACAAGUUUGGUGGUUUAUCUCAACGUGAUUUCUUUUCAGGGGCAUUCAGCAAUCAGAAUGGCUCAACUGACGCUAAUAUUUUCUGGCCUGAAGCUCUUCUUUCAGACAGGAUGGCUGAUGCGAAUGUAAGAGGCAGUAAUGAAGCUGAAGUUGCAAAAGAUGUUGGUCUCUCUAAUGCAACAACACGUUCAAAAAGUGAUGAAAUAGAGAAAUUUAUGUCACAAAUGAAUGAUCUAUCAUUUAUAUUAGAAAGUAAUCUCUCAAUACCUGCAAAAGUAGAUGAAUAUAAUUAACAUUCUAAUGGCCGGGAGCCAUUUUAACC
Hibiscus syriacus is the source of this 2461-nucleotide messenger RNA. RefSeq lists its product as uncharacterized. Lineage: Eukaryota; Viridiplantae; Streptophyta; Magnoliopsida; Malvales; Malvaceae. The transcript has 5 exons. Bases 864 to 2432 code for a protein of 522 amino acids. The record is from RefSeq and is a predicted model, not a curated record.